UCAAAAAAUCUAAUCAUUAAACGUCAACGUCAAAAAUCAACACGGUUUUUUUGUACAACUGUCAAAACAAGCAAAACUUAACCAACACACAAAUAGACCAUAAAAAAUUGCGCUCAAAGCAUGUGUUUUUCGACGUGUCAGCGUUCGUUCGAUUUCCUUUCGUAAAGGAUCCGAAAAAGAACGCCGAUUCCUUGUCGAAGGUCGUCGCCGGAAAAUUUUAUUAACCUUCGUCGAGUCAUAAAGAAAAAUAGUAAGGUAAGUAUUCGUCAUGGAAGAAGUGAAGCUUUUAGUCCAAGAGGAAGGUCGAGAGGCAAGGAACCUUUUAGCCUUUAACAUUACCGUAGGUGAUAAUUUGAGAAAUGGUAAAGUUUCUCGAAAACCACCUUGUUUUCCAAGAAUAAGUGAGGGGAGGAGAUCUGGAAAGGCUACCUCGAGGACUUUGUUGGGAAGAACUGGAGCUAGGAUUCGAUCGGCUUCCACCGGGAGGGAUAAAAAAUCGGAGUUGAGAGCAAGAUAUUGGGCCUUGUUAUUUGAAAAUCUUCAAAGAUCUGUUGUUGAAAUUUAUAACACAGUGGAAACUCAUGAAAGCUUAACUGAAUGUCAAGAAGUAAUUUUAGUUCUUGAAAAUUAUUUAAGAGACUUUAAUGGAUUAGCUGAAUGGUUUAGAUUAAAAUGGGAAUAUGAAAAUACCCCACUUCCUCAACGUCCAACAUCUUUAGCUUGGGAUAUUUGCAAAACUAAUUUGACUAAAACAUCAAAAUCAGGGAAAUCAACUCCAGUUGGAUCUGGAAGAGCCAGUCCAAAUGUUACUGGGAAAAUAAGUCCUAAACCGGCAUCCUUGAAAAAUCAAAUUCAAGCAGGAAAAGAAAAUACAGAAAAUUUAGAUAAUUCAACUGUAAACAGUAAAGAAAUUAAAAAUAUUUUAAAUGAAUCAGUUGUUUUAGAAAAUGAAAUUGAAAAAGAUUCAUCAAACAUAACCUCAACUACAUCAGAAAUAAAAUCUGAGGAAAUAAAAGUGGUUGUAAUUGAUGAAGUAAAACAUGUUGAUUCUCCAAGUGAAGAUCAAAGAACUUAUGACAUAUUUCGGAAGGUUGGGGUACAAAGUGCUGAAAAAGGAACAAGUACAGAGGAUGAUUUCCCUAAAUUACCCCCAACAAAACGUUUUAAUGUCGUUAAAGUGAGUCAAGAAUGUCAAACAGAGGAGGAAAGAAAGGUUUCACCCACAAAAUCAAAAUUGGAUACAAAAUUAGAAUCGAAAUCGAUUAAAUCAACGCCAAUAACUCCAAGACCAGCUUAUUCCACCGCUUUAAGUCGAAGUGUUUCUGUUAAGGCUGUUAAAGUGGCUAAAACAGAAACAAUUUCAAAGUCCUCAUCGACUCCAAUUGUCCAACAACAGAGAAUUAACAAACCAAAAGCACUUUCAUCGCGUACUUUACCUCAUAAUAACGUAGAAAAUCCUCAAUUAUCAAGAAGUAAAACUAUUGGAGAUAUUAAGCAAAGUGUUAAUAAACCAGGAUCAAGGCCAAUGUUUAGAUUGAGUACACGGCCGGAUCCGAUUGUUGCUAAAAAUGCAAUAAAUAAUAUAAAAUUACCAGAAAAAAAAAGUGUGCGAAGUUCAAAUUUGGUUAAAAAUAAUCAGUCUACUUCGGCGUUAUCUUCAAAAGUGAAUAAAACGAAUGAUUUUGGAAGCUCAGUUGAAACUUUAGUAAAUCAAAAUAUAAAAGAUGUUAAUUUAACUGAAACUAGCAAUAGUAUAACAAGUUCUGUAGAAACUUUAAGUAACGAAAAUAAUAAAAAAGAAAAUUUAACAACUGAUGGUUGGCUAACAGUUCGAAGAUCAAGAUUCAGAAAUAAUAAUAAUGGAAAAGGUGGUAAUCGAAAAUCUGAUACUGUUUUAUCUUGGGCAACAAGAUUUCAUCAGAUUACCGCCACAGCGAGUCUGCCAGCUUUAGCUUUAUUACCAGAAAAUAAUAAUAUAGAAAACAUAACUUCAAAAAUCUCGUCACCAAGAGAAAAAAAUCAAGAAAAAGAAGAAAUUUCAAAAGAAACUGUUAAAAAGCGACCUCAAAUGCUUCGAUCCCAUACAACUUUAAGCAAAGUAACAAUUCCCAAAAAUGAUUUAACACCCAGAAAAAUGCCCGAAAAAAGCAAAACAAAUUUAAAUUUAAAAAAAUCGACGGAGCGCGAAAAGUUUGAAAAUAAACGUAAAAAAAGUAUGGAAUUAGUCGAUUCUGAAACCGACGAUGAAACCAAAAUGAAAGAAAAAGAUUCCGAUUUCGAUUUAGUUUGCGAAGAAGAGCAUCGCAAGAAAGCCAAACAAUUAACCGAAGAAGAAGAGCGUUUAAACAAAGAAAUCGAAAAAUUACAAGGAUUAGAAAUUGAGGUUGAUACAGAAACCGAUGGAACCGAAACCGAAACAGAUUGCGAAUUACAAGAGUCAUCCCAAAUUAAUGCGUCAAUCGACGACGAUGAUAUAUCUUUGGAAACUCGAUAUGAGCCAAUGCUAGCAGAAAUGUCUUGGGGUGAAAGAGUUGAUAUUUUAGAAACGUUAAAAGCUUUAGUUGCAAGACAUCCCGGAAGAGCGCUCGAAUUACACCAAAAAUUAUCAAAUCCAUCUCGAAAAAUUUCAUUAUCAGAAACAAUAAGAAGAUAUCAAGCGAAGCAAAUGAAGGCACAACAACGAAGGCAAGAUCUCCAACAAGAAAAAGCCAAUAAACUUCAAACUUUAUUAGCUAGAGUUCAAGAUGUAAAAGCUGCAAAAUUACAAUUAAUCGAGGAAAAACGCAAAAGAAUGGAAAUCCGAUUACAACGCGCCGCACAAAACAGAAAUCGCCAUCUUAAAGGAAUCGUUAGAAAGGCUCAUAACGAAGAGGAAAAAUUAAAAGAAAUCGCUUUUAUCAACGAAUUAGAAGCGCAAAAUAAACGACACGACUUUAUGGUUUCUUGGCGUGAACAACGCGGGAGGAUUCAAGUAAUUCACGAAGAUCGGAAAAAAAGAAAAGUUGAGAAAGCGCUCAAAGAAGCCGCAGUCGAAGAACGGAGGAAAGCUUUAGAAAAGGAAAGAUUAGAAAAAUUAGAUAGGAUGCAAUCCGAAAGGAAACAAAGGGAUGAAAGAAUUGGGCAACAACAACAACAAAGAGAACGAGAACGACAGGAAUUAGCGCGAGAAAAAGCUAGGGAUCGCGAAGAACGACUCUCCGCAUUACAUGCCCAACAAUUAGCUUCAACCCAAGAACUUCAAAAACGAAUUGUUCAAAAACAAGAAGAAUCUGCGAGAAGGCACGAAGAAAAUAUGGAACAAAUUCGACAAAGAGCAUUGGAAUUAUCAAUACAUCGAUGUUACACUGAAGAUAAUCAAGCCCCUAAUAUCACUCCUUAUACAACGCCUAAAAUAUGUACAACUUGUAACGUUUUUAUUAAAUCCGAAGUUUAUUUGAUGAGUCAUCUUCGCGGGCGAUUACAUCAAGAAUUAAUUAAACAAAACAACCAAAACAUUUUAACCGAACAAGAAUUAGAAGAAUACAAUCUUAAAAAUAUUGUAGAUGCUCCCGUCGAUAAAGAAGAUCCCAAAGAAACAGCUGCGAAAGAACGGGGGAAAACCCAUCGAAAACGAUGUAAGAAAAUCCGGCAAAGAAUGGCUUUAAAAGGGGCUGAAUUCGAAACGGCUUAUAAAAAGAAAGAUAUUGAUUGUGCCAAUAAAAAAAAUUAUAAUCGUAAUAUAAACACAAUAUCCAGUAUUACCAAUCAAGCCCCUCAAGGUUGGUCGGCAGCGACAUCUAGUCAAUUAGAUCGAAUUUUGAAUGAAUUAUCUCGAUUAUUAACGAAAGGUGGAAAUGAUGAUCUCUUAGUAUUCCAAAAUGUGAAUGGAUUCGGUGUUUUGGGCAAAUUAUUUCAGUUGAGUCAAGAUGCUCAUUCCCCGAUUGCAAUAAAAAGUUUAGUGAUUGCGUGCAAUUUAUGGCAGCUGGCCUGUAAAAAUAGCGAUGCGGGGGUUAAAAAUUCAGAAUAUGUUGUGUUGUCCAAUCGAUUAACUCCUGCUUUGGAUCUUUUACAUACAAAGCUUAAGGGAAUUGAGGAAAAUCAAGAUAUCCCACCAUCAGAUCCAUUAUGCACAGCUUUAAUGCAACUUCUAGCAACAGUAUUGCGAAACGUUCCAAAAGAAUCUAAUGGAAAUCGAAUACAAGACGUCGUUAGUUUUGCAGUUUGUUUGGGGGUAGUUGAACAAUUAUCGAUGUGUUGUUUAUCCGUUCGUGGUCCGGUUCACGAUGUACCAGCGGCGUGUUCAUUCCUUUUGGCAGCUUUAGAGUUUUUGGCAGCGUUAGCGGAUCAUUGUCCUGAAGACACCGAUCCAACCCAUUUGGUUGGUACUUUACAUGGUACUGAGCUUAUGGGAGCCGUUUCAAUGUUGUACGGUUCUUUACUUCCACCGGAUUCCUCACCAAGAAUCGAAGGUCAAACACCACCUUUAAUUCCAAAUCCUUGCCUCAAUUUAGCAAUCGCUACAUUUAAAUUUUUAAAGCGAGUUGCUGAACUAGAUCUGAAGAAAUUCCAGGAAGCUUUAGGAGCCGAAGGAAUUUCGUUACAAUUCCGCCACAUAGCCAACCAUUUAAUUUGGUGUUGCGCUUCCCCGGAUACUUCCGGUUUAUCGCCGUCAUCGAAAGGAAAUCAAAGUUCUCAAAUCCUGGAGCUACACCAACAAUUACUACACGAAGUUAUAUACGUCAUCGGGUACUUUGUCGUAAAAAACCACGAGAAUCAAAUGCUUCUAGUAAGUGGUCAACCACCAUCAGUUCUUCAACAACUUUGUUCUUUACCUUUCCCGUAUUUCUCGGUUGAACCGCUUUCUAAACUUCUUUAUCCAACUCUUCUUGCUUGUUGUGCCAAUAAUGAGCACACCGUUGCAAUAUUAAAACAAGAAUUAUCUUACGAGAUUUUGGAAGAAUUCAGUAAUUCUGAUGUAGGAAAAGAAAUCCGUCUAAUAAAACUAUUAAACAAGUAAACUCAUCGCUUUCUUCGCCAUCCAAAGUGUCUUAUAUCCGCUUUAAGCGUAUAUUAUAUAGCGAAUUACAUGUUGUGGCGUAGUCACGAGAUUAAACGAAGUGCAAACCGCUGCAGAAGCCGCUUGUAACCGAUAAUAGAACUAAUUAUUUCUAUUAACGUUAUCCAAUAAACACAUUAACAUUGCUAACUAAUUUCUCUUCGUUGUUUCUUGUGGGGGCGUCGGCGUCGCUUAGGAGGUGUUUAAGAGACGUUUUCGGUCAGAUUUGUGAUAAGAAAUGAAAAAAAAAAAUGAUUAUCAGGAUAUGUAAACAAUGAAAUGUUUCGAAUAAAAUUGAUUCAAAAAGUAUUUAAACGAAAGUAGUGAAUAAUAACCAGGUUGUAUUUACCAUUACGAUAAAAAGUAUUGUUUUUUUUUUUGGUUAUUUGACUAUUGUAUUAAUUUAAUCAAUGUAUGUGGCCGUGUAUUCUAUAUUUUGUACCAACGUAGUUUUUCUAUUAAUAAAAUAAAGAUGGCGCACAAACAUUUGUUU
Onthophagus taurus is the source of this 5528-nucleotide messenger RNA. It is a transcript of the gene ssp3, whose product is annotated as short spindle 3. The record is from RefSeq and is a predicted model, not a curated record. NCBI's taxonomy places the organism in Eukaryota, Metazoa, Arthropoda, Insecta, Coleoptera, Scarabaeidae.